AUGGACAACAAUGGCGAGUUGGUCUGGCAGCAUACUGUCGAUGGCCAAGGGUACAAUCUGAAGGUUCAAGAAUAUCAGGGAGAGCAAGUUCUGACAUUUUGGGUCGGAAAUGAUGGUAUCGGCGGACAUGGUGAAGGCGACUAUUACGUGGUUCGUUGUUUCAUGUACUUUCCCAUGAGUCACACGUGGUUGCUGACGAGAGAAACGAAAGNNUAUAACUCAAGAUACGAGGAGAUUGCGAAGAUCUCGGCGGUGAAUGGGUUACGGGCAGAUUUGCACGAGUUGGUCAUUACGCCAGGAGGCACUGCUAUCAUGACUGUCUAUGAGGUCUAUGCCAUCACUGUCCCUGGCUUUGUGGACGAUACAGAUGUCAUCUGGAUCUGGGAUUGCCUCUUCCAGGAGAUAGAUCUAGAGACCAACGAGCUGGUCUUCCAGUGGCGAGCAUCUGAACAUCACAGUCUAAACGAGACAUUUCGCGAUAUCCAUGACGAGGGAAGAGAAUCCUCUCGUCCUUGGGAUUGGUAUCACAUGAACAGUAUUGAAAAGGACGAACUUGGCAACUAUCUGGUUUCGGCAAGGUACACGCAUACCAUCACCUACGUUGAUGGAAGCACCGGCGCCAUCAUCUGGAUACUGGGAGGCAAGCGCAACAACUUUGACGACUUGAGUGAGGGCAACAGCAAAGCGACUAACGUCGCAUACCAACACUUUGCUCGUUUCCACAAUUUGACAGAGUUUGCUGUCUUGUUGGCAGAUGAGAUAAACUUGCAUCCGACAAAAGAUGUAGAUGGAGUGACCAAAAUACUGGUUUCUGUUUUCGACAAUGGCGCCGACAACGAAGGGACCGGAGAUCGACCCUCUCGUGGUGUGCUUGUCGAACUCACAUACCCGAGCACAUACUCCUCAACCACAGAAAGCAAUUACACGGCAAAACUCAUCCAAGAAUACAUCCACCCCGCCCAAUUCAUUUCUUCAAGCCAAGGCAGCAUGCAAGUCAUUCCCUCAAACACAACCUCCGACCCACGAAUCCUCCUAGGAUACGGCUACGUUGGCGUAUACACCGAAUUUUGCGCCAACGGCACAGUAAUCUGCGACAAUCACUUUUCCACAAUCUCCUCGUGGGGCACGGGUGACGUGCAAUCCUACCGCGCACUCAAAGCCCCAUGGAAAGGCGAGCCAUCUUGGCCACCAGCAAUAACUCUAGAUCCAGAAACUCAAUCUUCAGUGUUUGUCAGUUGGAAUGGUGCUACAGAGGUUACAGCCUGGAAGUUGCAACAAACAAGCGACAGUGCAUGUACAGAUGAGGCGUGGCAAGAUGUUUCUAUGACAGCAAAACAAGGGUUCGAGACCGAGUUGACGAUUGAGGCGUGUGAAUUGCCAUAUUUGCGUGUUGUUGCGGUAAACGCGGAUGGGGAGGUGCUUGGGAUCAGCGAGACUGUCGAUCCUGGAUGGAUAGUGAGUGUCAAUGGUGUCUUUGGUGGACUGGAGAUACAUGCGAGUAGCUCACUGCAAGUGGCGAUGGUCUCUGUGGCAGCCCUCGCGCUCUUCGUCAUUGGCUACGAAGGGAUCCGACAGAUCAGGCGCUGGAGAAAGACGAGGAUGUUGGGUUAUGAGCAGGUGCAAUCUGUAUAG
This is a messenger RNA of Aureobasidium uvarum, 1632 nucleotides long. NCBI's taxonomy places the organism in Eukaryota, Fungi, Ascomycota, Dothideomycetes, Dothideales, Saccotheciaceae. The record is from the annotation of a GenBank genome assembly.